UCUCCCUCCCCCCUUUUAGCCUCUCUCUGACUCCCCUCCUCUCUCUCUCUUUCUCUCUCGUCAUUUUCUGCCCUCGUUUCCGCGGGUGAAAGUCCCGCGGGAGGCAGGCGCUCAGCUCCGCGGGAGAGCCGACGGGAUGAAGGAGAGGAAAAUGGCACUGACAGCUUUGUAGGUGGGAGACCAAAGUGGAGAAGACUGCAGGGAGGAAUAAGAAGCGUUUUUAAAAAGCGAGCAAAACAAAAAAGCAAGAGGGGGGCGGGAAAGGCAAGAGGCUAAAGGGAGGACAGGAGCUUGCUUGCAAGAGGAAAGAAAAGCAACAGUAGGUCGUGACGUGUCGCCAUGACAACAGAGGCAGGCUCGGAGACAGAGGUGAAGGAGAAGGCGGAGAAAUCAGCCGCCCGGCUCAGCCAAUCGGAGAAGGACACCAGCGAGAGUCAGGAAGUGGCCGCCACCGAGGGAGAGGCGGAGAGGCAGAAGGAGAAAGAGGGCAAGGGGAUAUCGCGCUACCUUCCCACAUGGUUUAAGAAGCAGAAAUCUCAAAGCCAGACCUCCCCGACCAAGGAGGUGCCGUCUCCAGAGGAGGCAAGCAACAAGGAGGAGGUCCCAGAAGUGAAUGGGCACCCAGAGGAAGUGGAAGAGAACGAGGCGCUCAGUAGUCCGGUCCAGGAGCAAGUAGAAGAAAAGGAAGCCGAGUACCAUUCCAACGCCAGCGCAGACACAGAGCCUGCCUUGGAAACGAAAGUCGAGGAGAAAAGCGCAGAGGGCGUCAAAGUUGCAGGUGAGGGCGGAGCCCAAGAGGAGCAGCCUCAGGAGGCGGAGGUGAAGGAGCGAGCGGAGGGAACCGAGGGCCAGACCUCCAUUUUCCAGUCGCCGCUUCGUUUGGUGAGGAAGAGCAGGAUGAAGCUGGUGGUGUGUCACGUUACCCUCCUGGACGGCUCGGACUUCACCUGCGAGGUGGAGAAACGAGCCAAGGGUCUAUUCCUGUUCUUCAGGGUGUGCGAGCACCUCAAUCUGCUGGAGAAGGACUAUUUUGGUCUGACGUACAUGGACCACCACGAACAGAAGUGCUGGUUGGACCCCACCAAGGAAAUCAAGAGACAAAUCCGCAGUAACAACUGGCAGUUUGCAUUCAACGUCAAGUUCUACCCACCUGAUCCCUCGCUGCUCACCGAAGACAUCACAAGGUACCUGUUGUGUCUGCAGCUCCGCGAAGACGUGGCAUCCGGUCGCCUGCCUUGCUCGUUUGUCACUCACGCUCUCCUGGGCUCGUACACACUGCAGGCGGAGUUUGGUGACUACGAACCUGAGCAGCCUCGGCCUCUGGAUUACAUCAGCCAGCUGAGUUUUGCCCCCAAUCAGAGCAAAGAGAUGGAAGAGAAGAUGUUGGAGUUACACAAGUCCCACAAGGGAAUGACACCAGCACAGGCCGACACACAGUUUCUAGAAAACGCCAAGAAGUUGUCCAUGUACGGGGUGGACUUGCACCAUGCUAAGGAUUCUGAGGGCGUGGACAUCAUGCUAGGAGUGUGCGCCAACGGACUCUUGGUCUUCAAGGACCGGCUGCGGAUAAAUCGCUUUGCUUGGCCCAAGAUCCUCAAGAUUUCCUACAAGAGGAACAACUUCUACAUCAAGAUCAGACCUGGAGAGACGGAGCAAUUUGAGAGCACCGUGGGAUUCAAACUCCAAAAUCAUCGCUCCGCCAAACGGCUGUGGAAAGUCUGUGUCGAGAACCACAGCUUCUUCAGGCUGAACGCCCCAGAGCCGCCCUCCACUCCGCGCUUUUUGACUCUGGGCUCCAAAUUCCGUUACAGCGGACGCACGCAGACCCAAACCCGCCUGGCCAGCACCCUCAUAGAUCGGCCUGCUCCCGCUUUCGAGCGCACGUCGUCGAAACGCAUCAGCCGCAGUUUAGACGGAGCCCCAAUGAUCAGCAUCACAGAGGCCUCCACCACUGAGAACGGACACGAACCCCACCUGGAGCUCCACUCUGACUCCAAGGUUGAGCAGGCGAAUUCGAGCCUCGGCCGCGUGGAAGCCCCGCCCGCCCAGAGUCCGAUGAGAGUGCGUGUGGAUAAUAUUUAUGUGAGGCACAGUAAUUUGAUGUUAGAGGACCACAAUAAGACUCAAGACGAAGUACUGAAACACCAGGCUAGCAUUAGCGAGCUCAAGCGCUCUUUUAUGGAGGCGCCGCCUCCCUCCCCUCCGCAGCACAACUUGUGGGAGAAGCGCAUCACCUCCUCUCCUGCCACCACCCCGCGCGUUCAGCAGCCCGCAACGGUGCCUGUAACAGAUGCAGCAUCAACCGCAGCUUUCGCAGCAGAUAACAGCGACACCAAAGAACCCAUUAAGACGACGGAAGUUGAAAUUGAAGAAACUGUUGUGGUGCGAGAGAUUUCCACCAAACCCGUCGUCCCGGACGAGCACGCGCAGGGAGCGGAAGAGGCCGCGCAGAAGAAGAAGAUGAAGCAGCAGCGCGAGAGCGUUUCGUCGGAGAGCGAAAGCGAGGACGAGGCGGAAUAUCACCCCAACGUGUCCGUGUCCAUCUCCCACACUCAAAUUCCAGAGGAGAAAGAGGAGGAGGAAGAGCAGGAGAAGUUGACGGAGGUUAGCCAGACCGCCCAAUCUGGAAAACCAGAGGAAGAGAAGAAAAAAGUAGAAGAAGCCACAGUGACACCCGGCGAAGCUCCCAAUGGUCCAACCCAGCACGCGGAGGCCGACGCCCGGCCAGUGGCUCCCGUACACGAAGAGGAAGUGCCCAAAGUGAACGGCGAGGCCACGGUGGUGGACGCACGUCCGCAGGUUAUUUGUUGCUCUCAGCCCCCCGUGGUUAAGACAGAAAUGGUGACAAUAUCGGACACGUUUGCGGCGCAGAAGACCGAGAUUGCGACCAAGGAAGUGCCCAUCGUGCACACGGAAACCAAGACCAUCACAUACGAGGCCGCACAGCUGGACGGAAGCGGCGAUGGAGAGCCCGGAGUUCUGAUGACGGCUCAGACAAUCACCUCGGAAUCUUUAUGCACCACCACCACCACGCACAUCACCAAGACGUUAAAGGGCGGCCUGUCGGAGACAAGGAUCGAGAAGCGCAUCGUCAUCACCGGCGACUGUGACAUCGACCACGACGAGGCUCUGGCCCAGGCCAUUAAGGAGGCCAAAGAGCAACAUCCUGACAUGUCUGUCACCAGAGUGGUCGUUCAUAAAGAGACCGAACUGGCUGAAGAGGACGAUUGACGCAACUCAGAGCUGAAAGGUCCGUCGGAGAUGUCAAGAACCUCUCAGCCUCCCGCAACCACUGUCCUGGACCUUGACUGACCGAAGAGGCGCAAGAAGAAGACAACCAAGACACCACCCGCCCCAAAAAAUAACAAUCAAGAAAAUAAUAACGCACUCCGAGGGAGCAAAAGAACCACAUUGUUAGCUUAACAUUCGUAGCAUGUUUUUACUUAUUUUUUGAUGUUUUUCCAUAGUGCUUUUAUUAUUAUAAUUUUUAUUUUUAUUUUUGGACGUAAAUGAGACAAUAAUACAAAGAUGGGGUGCUUUUAUAAGUCAUGAAAAAUUAUCAUUUAUUAAACUAGACACUAAAGUUUCACAUUUUGGGAAAGGUUUAGUAUCAGCCUGUCCCCUGUCUUGGUGGGGGGGAAAAGCUACAUCAUCUAAAAUAUUAUUUUUUUUAAAAAGCGUCUCACUUUUUUUUUUUUAAUGUUCAUAACACAAUAUCUUCCCACCCCUGCUCUAAUGUGAAUAGUGCGGCGCCUUCCCUCACAUCAAGAAACAUAAUCAUAACCCAAACCAAAACACUCACAUACUAAUGGUACAAACAAGUGGUGACAUAUACCAACCACUCGUUUUCAUUCCUCAAAGUUUCUUCCGGUUUUCAGUCCUCACUUUCAAAGAAAAAAAAUAAGCCGUAAAAAGAACAUACACUUGAUAAAAAGCUUUCAAUCUGUUGUUUUUAUACUAAAUGUGAACGGGUUUAGGCUACAACUGACUUAUCUACAGAUAAUAAGGUGAUAGCAGACACAACUUUUCCUGUACAAGUGAAGAGGGUGCAGGCUUAAUUGGGAGAUUUUUUUCAUUUUAUUUUAAAGUUGUUUUAAUGUGAAAGCACAUCUUGUGGACAUGAAGGUAUCGCAACGUGAGUUUGUAAGCAUCGAGAUGACAUCCACGUAGAGUUUAUGUAGGUUAGGCUCAUUAAAGAUGGCUACGGACAGGUUGUGCAGUUCUUCGGAACACGCUGAUCUUUGGAGGCAACAGAGAAUGAGUAUAGGAUGAUUUGAGAUGCCCGAUGUGAAAUUUUCAACAGCAGCGGCAUUGUGUCGGAUAAAUGUUUUUAAAAAAAACAUUCCACCUGCCUAGACUGGAAACUUUUUAAAAAUUGGAUUUGUUCAAAUUGAUACCCUUUUCCACACCAAAUCUUCUAAAAGGUUAAAUAUUUUAAUCCAAUGUUUAUUUUUUAAACAAUGGAGUUUUCUUUAAAAACACUGGUCUUAACUGCGAUGUACUGUCAUGACAUUCCACCGGAGGUAGAAGCCGGAAAUAUUGAUUUCUCACUUCUGUCUUUUUUUAUGCAUAUGAUGUCACAACUCUAUCUGUAGCUUUACUCUGCCCACAUUUGAUUUUCUCUGUGACUAUGUGGUCCAUUUUUUUUCAUUUUUGUAAUGUUGCGGAGCGGAUUUUUCUUUUUCUUUUUGGGAAUUAAACCCCACAACAAUUGACAUGUUUCACUCUGAGUUGCAGGUUGCAGUAUAAAUGGAGCAGUGGGGCUGCAAAUUCAAUUCCUGGGAAUUUUGUAUUUGAGCUACCAAGAUUCCCGAAACCAACGCAGUGUCGCAGUCACUUAAUGCUGCCUUAAUACACACACACGUGUGUGUCAGUUACGUGUGUGGGGGUGUAUUCGAUUUGCCAUCAUUUAUUCGGACCAGCUGCAGCGUUAUUUUGUGCCCCUCAGCCC
Hippocampus zosterae (dwarf seahorse) is the source of this 4951-nucleotide messenger RNA. RefSeq names its product erythrocyte membrane protein band 4.1 like 2 (gene epb41l2). Gene Ontology annotation, molecular function: structural molecule activity; actin binding. Gene Ontology annotation, biological process: cortical actin cytoskeleton organization. Lineage: Eukaryota; Metazoa; Chordata; Actinopteri; Syngnathiformes; Syngnathidae. Bases 340 to 3231 code for a protein of 963 amino acids. The record is from RefSeq and is a predicted model, not a curated record. The transcript is spliced from 24 exons. Gene Ontology annotation, cellular component: cytoskeleton; plasma membrane.